AUGAAUUAAAAGGAAUAAAUUAAUCCAUUUAAAGCGUAUGGAACGAAGGAAGUUUGGGAGAAAAUAAAUGAGUCUGGAAAAAACAAGGAAUACGUGAGAUUCCCAGGGAUUGGAAUCGAAUAAACCCCAUUUUAUUAAAUGCAAAGACAACAUGCUGAAAAAAAUCAAAGUAAGAAGCAGGACUUUCUUAGCAAGCUAAAUAAAUUUGAAUAUUUCCCAUCUGGAAAUUAGAAAAAGUUAGACAUUUAAGGGAUGUUUUCUCAAAUUGACGAUGUAAAGAAAUACUAAGCAAGAAUGGAAAGGAUAGACCCAAUUAACAAAAAUUUGUUGUAACACAAAUUGCACAAAGCAUUAGAAACCGCUUCGUUUUUAUGGGGUGAAUAGUUCAGACAUGAUGGAAGUUUGGGAACGUUGGAUUCGAUAAACAAUUUAUUGAAUCAAUCACAAAAGAAGCUUGAAUAAAGAAAUCAGAGGUCAUCAUAAGGUAAGGCUUGGACACGAAAUAUGAAUAUUAAUCAAUAUGUUUUCUUAUCUGCUUUGGUACCAACUAAAUGA
Molecule: messenger RNA, 555 nt
Organism: Paramecium tetraurelia
Lineage: Eukaryota; Ciliophora; Oligohymenophorea; Peniculida; Parameciidae
Exons: 5
Source: RefSeq, a predicted model, not a curated record